UCAAGGCCGGAUUCGAAAGUAGCGGAAACUUCUGCUUCUCAUCUGCCUUCACCGCUCCCCACCUUCAAAGCAUGAGGAUCCCGCGACUCCCGUACGAUGCUCUUCCUCCUGUGCUUACUCAAUCCUUACAUGGGUUUCUUCUCUGGUUUGCCUCCACCUCCUCCGCUUCCCUAAUGAUCAGCCCCCUCUCAUGGAGGAGCCGCAGGUGCACGCUGUGCUCAACUUCCUCACCCGCAACGGCUUCUCCAACGUCGCCUCCCUCCUCCGCGACGACGCCAUCUCCCGAGGCCUCCAUCUAACCUCCAAUGAAGACUCUAUACCUCCGCUUCCGCCAUUAAGAACCACCCCCGUGGUCGUCGGAGCCCCUAGAUCGACCUCCUCGUCUUCCUCCGGCGAUUUCGUUAGCAUAGGCGCAUCGCCAUCCGAGUUGCGGAAUCCGUACGGAAUUUGGUCAUCUGGAUCAUCGGCGAGGAACUCGGAAUUUUGGACUGCGCGCGAGUGUAAUGAACCAUCUUUAUUUGGGGACGCCGGUUGGUACGGCGAUGAGUUGGGGGGAUACUUCAACGAUCCGUACUUGUUUCCGGCGAACCAGAGUGAUGACAAGUUUGUGAUGUCGAUUGCGGGGGAGGAGAGCUUUCUGAAGCAGGAGGGCAAUAGUUUUGAUUAUGGAGUGAAGACGGAAAGUUGUGUGGAUUUGGGUUCUGGCGUUCUUUAUGGAUGUUCGUUUCCGCUCUGUGAUUGCUGUAAAGGUAAUGGCGGGGAAAGAGCUAGCAGUUUGAAUCCGAGUUCUUCAAUUUAUGGAAGGUAUCAUAUAAUGGACGAUAAAACGGAAAGGUUGGAUGAGUGGGAGGCGGAUGGGGCUCGGUUGAAGUUGGUUGACGAUUGCACUGAGGUCAUUCCAUGGAGAGGUGAGUCGGGUGACUUUGAUCAAAGAAGAGAGGAUAAGGUUUUGGAACCCUUAUCUGGGGAGAAGAGCAUUCAGAAGCCUAGUGUAGAUGAAAUGAAUAACUUUGUUUUAACAGAUUGUCAUGUACUUUUGCAAAAUAAAUGUGCAAGUUCAGACCACUUCUCUGAGCAAGGAUUUUCAAAAAACAACAAUGGCGAAGUUUUAGGAAAAACAGAUUUUGCUGAAAAGCCUUUUUGUUGGAAGCCCUCUGAACUACAUGCUAAUGAUGGCUUUGACUGGGCAAAUAUUGAUGGAGAUCUCAAGGAAUCUGAAUCUCUAGCCGCUGGAGGUGUGAAUGAUGACAUUCCCGAUGAUCUUCAACUCCUUACUGCUAAUGAGGAUGAAUUUGAAACAUUUGAUUUGCGAAUUAUACAUCGCAAAAACAGAACUGGCUUUGAAGAAAAUAAAGAUUUCCAGAUUGUGUUAAACUCAGUUGUAGCUGGUAGAUAUUAUCUUACCGAGUAUCUGGGUUCUGCUGCAUUCAGCAAGGUUGUUCAGGCACAUGAUCUUUACACAGGAGCUGAUGUGUGCCUUAAAAUCAUAAAGAAUGACAAGGAUUUUUUUGAUCAGAGCUUGGAUGAAAUCAAGCUUCUCAAGUAUGUUAAUAAAAAUGAUCCUGCUGAUCAGCGUCAUUUGUUACGUCUAUAUGAUUACUUUUACUAUAAGGAACAUCUUUUUAUCGUGUGUGAGUUGCUUCGAGCAAAUCUAUAUGAAUUCCAAAAGUUUAAUCAAGAUUCAGGUGGGGAUGUAUAUUUCACUUUACACAGGAUACAGGCCAUAGCUCGACAGUGUCUAGAGGCUCUGGAGUUUCUGCAUCAUUUAGAAAUAAUCCAUUGUGAUCUAAAGCCGGAGAAUAUUCUCAUUAAGAGCUACAGUAAAUGUGAAGUCAAGGUUAUUGAUCUUGGAAGCAGUUGCUUCCUGACAGACCAGUUAUGUAUAUAUGUGCAGUCCCGAUCUUAUAGAGCUCCAGAAGUUAUUCUUGGUCUGCCCUAUGAUGAAAAAAUUGAUCUAUGGUCUCUUGGUUGCGUCUUAGCCGAGCUCUACACUGGUGAUGUGCUGUUUCUGAAUGACUCGCUGGUGAUGAUGCUUGCUCGAAUGGUAGGAAUAUUUGGUCCUUUCGACACAGACAUGCUCAACAAUGGUCAGGAAGCGCACAAGUAUUUCACAGAAGACUAUGAUCUGUAUUACAGAAAUGAGGAAACAGAUAAAAUAGAGUAUUUAAUACCAGAGAAAUCCUCACUGGCCUACCAUUUGCAAAUUAACGACGCAGCAUUUCUUGAUUUCCUUGGUCAUCUUCUCCAGUUAAACCCUAAGCGCAGAUUUACUGCAACCCAAGCCUUGAAACAUCGAUGGCUCUCUAUCCCCUAUAAGUGAAGUCUUCUUAUACGCUUCAUUAAAUAUCUUUUUUUUUUUUUUUUUCUGUUUUUUCUUAACCUUCGGAGAAGGUGAAUAUGCUGCUCCAUGGAAGAAAAAAUGGCACGUCCGGAUGGCCAAUUGUCGGGCGUCUCGUCUCUUAGUAAAUAGGACGCGUAUGUUGAUGUGGCACCUGGAGGUUGGCCGUCAAGACGUGUGGUGUCCGGACGUAAAAUUUUCUCAAUCUCAUGAGUAUCAUUUUGUUUCUGGUCUCAGGAUUUUUUUAUUUUUGGUUUUAUUCGUAAAUGAAAAUAGUUGUGUAAAUAUUCUGUUAAAAGUGGAAAAA
Phalaenopsis equestris is the source of this 2645-nucleotide messenger RNA. RefSeq lists its product as uncharacterized. Bases 191 to 2320 code for a protein of 709 amino acids. The record is from RefSeq and is a predicted model, not a curated record. Gene Ontology annotation, biological process: peptidyl-serine phosphorylation; peptidyl-threonine phosphorylation. The transcript is spliced from 8 exons. Gene Ontology annotation, molecular function: ATP binding; protein tyrosine kinase activity; protein serine/threonine kinase activity. Lineage: Eukaryota; Viridiplantae; Streptophyta; Magnoliopsida; Asparagales; Orchidaceae. Gene Ontology annotation, cellular component: cytoplasm.